This is a messenger RNA of Saxophila tyrrhenica, 894 nucleotides long. Its product is annotated as Alpha subunit of the F1 sector of mitochondrial F1F0 ATP synthase. Gene Ontology annotation, molecular function: ATP binding; ADP binding; proton-transporting ATP synthase activity, rotational mechanism. Gene Ontology annotation, biological process: proton motive force-driven ATP synthesis; proton transmembrane transport. The record is from RefSeq and is a predicted model, not a curated record. Bases 1 to 894 code for a protein of 297 amino acids. The transcript has 6 exons. NCBI's taxonomy places the organism in Eukaryota, Fungi, Ascomycota, Dothideomycetes, Mycosphaerellales, Extremaceae.
AUGUUCAGGACGGCGCUUCGAACGAGCGCCCGCGCCGCCGGUGCGCUCUCCUCCACCAGCAGGAUCUCUGCGCAACGAGCAACACCCGCCAUCACCACCUCCAUCAACCGCACCUAUGCCGCCGACGCAAAGGCUGCGCCCACCGAGGUCUCCUCCAUCCUCGAGCAGCGAAUCCGCGGUGUGCAGGAGGAGGCAGGUUUGGCCGAGACGGGCCGUGUGCUCUCAGUCGGUGACGGUAUCGCGCGUGUCCAUGGCAUGAACAAUGUGCAGGCCGAGGAGCUCGUCGAGUUCGCGUCUGGCGUCAAGGGCAUGUGCAUGAACCUCGAAGCCGGCCAGGUCGGUGUCGUGCUCUUCGGUUCCGACAGGUUGGUCAAGGAGGGAGAGACCGUCAAGCGUACCGGCGAGAUCGUCGACGUUCCGGUUGGCGCAGCUAUGCUGGGACGUGUCGUCGACGCCCUCGGCAACCCCAUUGACGGCAAGGGCCCGAUCAAGACCACCGAGAAGCGCCGCGCCCAGAUGAAGGCUCCUGGUAUCCUGCCCCGCCGCUCCGUCAACCAGCCCGUGCAGACUGGUCUCAAGUCCGUCGACGCCAUGGUGCCCAUUGGACGUGGCCAGCGUGAGCUUAUCAUCGGCGAUCGUCAGACCGGCAAGACUGCCGUCGCCCUCGACGCCAUGCUCAACCAGGGCAGGUGGAACAAGGGCAACGACGAGUCGCAGAAGCUCUACAUCAUCUACGUCGCCGUCGGACAGAAGCGAUCGACCGUCGCCCAGCUUGUCAAGACCCUCGAGGAGAACGACGCCAUGAAGUACACCGUCAUCGUCGCCGCCACUGCCUCCGAGGCUGCACCGCUUCAGUACAUCGCUCCGUUCACCGGUUGCUCGAUGGGUGAGUAG